Messenger RNA from Volvox carteri f. nagariensis, 558 nucleotides. RefSeq lists its product as uncharacterized. Lineage: Eukaryota; Viridiplantae; Chlorophyta; Chlorophyceae; Chlamydomonadales; Volvocaceae. The record is from RefSeq and is a predicted model, not a curated record. The transcript has 4 exons. Bases 1 to 558 code for a protein of 185 amino acids.
AUGACUCUAAUAGCAGUUGUCAACUUAUUUUACAUUUGGCCUGUUAAGCUCGGGUCCUCUCCCGCCAGGACUGCAACAUCCAGCCUCGUUCCGCACAUACGGCUGCACGCGCGCAAAGAGCUAGCAGAACUUAAAACUGCUCUAAGUGACGGUCUGCCAUCCCCCUUUGUUCGCCUCCACUGCGCGGAUCAGAUUGCUGACUGUGAGCAGCUGCGUCGCAAUGGCCGCUGCAGCACUCAUCUUCUAGAUGGUUUCCACACAUGCCUGUCAUCCUGCGGUGUCUGUCCCGCCCUGGAGCUGGCGCUGCGCAAGUCCAUGAACCUGACGGUACGGCAGUUGGUGGUUGUACGGCAGGCAGGCCCGCCACGGUGUGCGGAUGAGGCGAGCUGGUGCGAUCAGCUGGCAGAGACGGCGAUCACGGAGGGGGAGGCGGAAGCAGGGGGCAAAUCCGGAGGAGGACCAGCAGCAGCUGGAGCAGCGGCGGCGGCGGCUGCGGCGGCGGCAGAGUGCGCGUCGGGGCCAAUGCAGCUGGUCGGCGUGUGCAAGCAAUGCGGCUAG